AUGCAGAAAGAUGCCGCCCCCGAAGUGCCUGCUGGCGAUGUCACCACAAGACGAUACCACGAAAGUGACGCAGAAAGAGAGUUUCGCAUCCAGAGAGGCUUCCCAGAAUUUGAAAAAGACAUGCCGUCCUUAGGCGACAGAUUCAAGUUCUCGCUCAAGGACAAUUUGACGUCCUACCUUGGCUCCAAGAACCCGUUUUAUGCGCCCGUGGACCCGCAGAAGGACUACGUGUGGCUGCUCGACAAUACCGCCUACCAGAACAGACUGGGGAGGUGGAAGGCCGAAUAUGUCGCUUGUUAUUUCGUCAAAAACAGCGGAAAGGACCUUUCCGCGGUCGUAGGCUGGGUUGCCGACAAGGUUGGGCUGGCCAAGGACGAGCAGGCCGAGGCCACCAUCGAGAAGAGGAUACAGCCUUUGCUGGACCAGAUUUUACCGGCGCAUUCCGUCACAGUCGACCUUCAGGGCAUGGAGGUUCGUCUGGGCCCAAGCGGCCGCGACGGUAUCAGUACCGACGAGAUUGCCAUUCCUGGGCACGGUUACAAGGAUGGAGAGGUCAUCACUUCAAAGGCUGUCAAUGCUGACGCCACGCCAAUCAACACUACCUUUGCCACUGCGAAAGGCUGGGCCAUCAUCAGCGACGUCGAUGACACGAUCAAGAAGACUCUGACCAGUUCACCGGUCGGUAUCUUGAAGACAACCUUUGUAGACGACCCAGAGCCCAUCCGAGGAAUGCCAGAGCUAUACAAGCAUCUUAUGCAGAAACUUGAUACUCCACCAGUAUGGUACUUGUCCGCCUCCCCUUACAACCUCUACCCCUUCCUGCGCCAAUUCCGCGAAACCUACUUUCCCGCUGGUACCCUCGUUCUCCGCGACGCCUCGUGGAUGAACCUCGCCGGCUUCCUAGCAAACCUCACCCAAGGCACAGAAGCCUACAAAGUCGACCGGAUGGAGAAGAUCUACGAGUGGUUCCCAAAGCGCAAGUUCAUCUGCAUCGGCGACAGCACCCAGAGCGACCCCGAAGCUUACGGCGAGAUGUUCCGCAAGCAUCCCAAGUGGAUCGGCGCCAUCUACAUCCGAAAGGUGGUGGAUGUUGCGGAGACGAAUGAGAGCGAGAAGAACAAGCCGGAGCGGUUCGAGAAGGCCUUCAAAGACGUGCCGAGGGAGGCGUGGCAUGUGUUUGAGGAUCCGAGUGAGCUGUACGCCAAGGUGGACGCACUCGUUGCGGCGGCGAAGUGA
Messenger RNA from Paraphaeosphaeria sporulosa, 1236 nucleotides. RefSeq names its product actin filament organization protein-like protein App1-like protein. NCBI's taxonomy places the organism in Eukaryota, Fungi, Ascomycota, Dothideomycetes, Pleosporales, Didymosphaeriaceae. Gene Ontology annotation, cellular component: actin cortical patch. Gene Ontology annotation, molecular function: phosphatidate phosphatase activity. The coding region runs from base 1 to 1236 and encodes 411 amino acids. The transcript is spliced from 2 exons. The record is from RefSeq and is a predicted model, not a curated record.